Conger conger (European conger) is the source of this 4223-nucleotide messenger RNA. Its product is annotated as dual specificity protein kinase CLK2-like. Gene Ontology annotation, molecular function: protein tyrosine kinase activity; ATP binding. Gene Ontology annotation, biological process: regulation of RNA splicing; protein phosphorylation. Lineage: Eukaryota; Metazoa; Chordata; Actinopteri; Anguilliformes; Congridae. The transcript has 11 exons. Gene Ontology annotation, cellular component: nucleus. The record is from RefSeq and is a predicted model, not a curated record. Bases 2165 to 3346 code for a protein of 393 amino acids.
GCUGCCCGACCCACCUACCUCUCUUUCCUGCUCCCUCGCUCAUUUCUUUCUGCCUUUCUUUGUCCCUCGUCUUUAUCCCACGUUUCCUUCCCUUAAGUCUUCCUAUAACAUCCUUUUGUCCCCAGCCCCCGGACUUGGUAAGUAGUAAACUUUUCCUCAUGUCUCGUUUUUUAUUUAUUUAUUAUUAUUAUUAUUAUUAUUAUUUUUUGUUUAGUUUUGUAUUUUUUGGGUUUUGACAAUCUUUUUUUUUUUUCAUUGUCUCGUAAUGCGGGCCACUACAUAUUAUUCAGCAUUCCCACAAUUAGAUCAGGAAUACGGAGUCUGAUUGGUAGACUCACAUUGUCACUAGCCUUGACACUAAAACAAUCCAUUUAAACUACGUAAGCAUUAUGCUUGUGUUCGGUUUGCACAGAAUUAGUAUUUUUGGCAGGGAUGUUCAGUUGCACUAGAAAUGCUGUGAGCAAGUCUGAUGGGAAGAUUUUCAUAGUUGAAGACUGUGUCAGCCAGAUAUUCAUAGCUGGUGACUGGGCCUGCUUUAGCCAGAUUUUUUUAAUAUUUUUUUUAUCACCCCCCCCUGCCUUAGCCAUUUCCUGCUCACUCAGCUUUAGCCAGUCAGGCAGUCCUUUCUCUGUUAUGGUCCUCCUCCGCCCGUAACCUGUGAGCUCAUUCUGUCAGAUGGCCGUGGCUCAGUGAUGCACUGUCGCAGGGCCAGGCUGGGAUCCACAUAGCUGUCUAAUGAUGCACGUGCCUUUAGCGUCUGUCCAGCAUUCUUCACAGCCAACCAGAUCAAACAAAUCACUGCCACUCUCUUAUUCCGGUUUCAUACGGAUUCAAAAUAGGUUUACAUGUGAUGCGUCUUCAAAUGGCACUUCAUUGCCGUCCACUGCUAGUAUGAGCAAUCAUUGUUUGAGCUGCCAUUUUAAAAUGAACAUAAGGAGCUUCAUUCAUAUUUAUACUCAUUCAGAUGAGUCCCAUGGUGUGAUUGGAGAUGUUACAUUAAUGGCAUUUGGCAGACGCUCUUAUCCAGAGCGACGUACAGUUGAUUAGACUAAGCAGGAGACAAUCCUCCCCUGGAGCAAUGCAGGGUUAAGUGCCUUGCCCAAGGGCCCAACGGUUGUGCGGAUCUUAUUGUGGCUACACCUGCGAUCAAACCACCGACCUUGCGGGUCCCAGUCAUGUACCUUAACCACUACGCUACAGGCCGCCCUGACCAGAUGUCUACAGAUGUUUUGCUUAAUCCUUGUAAUAUGCAUUGGAAAAUGUGGUCGACCAUCAAAGACCAUAGUAUCUAGUGUUAGGUGCCAAUGGAAUUCCACCAAAUAGCCAGAGCCAAGUCUGAAAUGGUUCUGUUUUUAUAUAUGCAGUUCUUAGAAAACCGUAUAAGCCUUUCUGUAGGCUUCUGUCUCAGCUUCUUUAGCUAAUUUUGCUCCUUCUGCUGGAAUUGUGAAAAUAAUUGAUCACUGUUAUUUUUCAAGUUGUCCACUCAGCUUAAAACCAUGGGUUGCUACAUGGAUUAGCAUGUUAAAUGUAUGCCUUUUUAGCAUUAUAUACGUAAAGAAUUCAAUCUUCUCAACCCAUAAGUUCAGCCCAAACAGAUGCUAUCCUAUCACAUCACGGUUCUGGGGCACGUGAGGCAUGUCAGUAAAUGGCGAAACGUGUGCUGGAUAGACACUCAAAUGCAUGCAGGGGUGGGCAGAAGGGGGCUGCUGCUUGGAAGAAGAGCGUGAGGCGGGUCAGGGAGAGGAGGGUUUUCCGGGUGGCGGAGACGGAAACCGGAUCCUCCGGCUCCAUUCUCGAAGUUUUGAUUCACCUUGCAGCGCUUUCCCAGGAGAGUCAUGAGCGGUGUUUAUUAUUAGCACGCGUCUCAGCUCUCGCCCACUUUCCUUUAGCCCUCCUCAUAUCGCUCUGUCCCUCUCUCUGCUCUCCACCCUUUCUGUCCUUUCCCCGUUCUUUCGCUCUCUCUACCUCCUAACCGCCACUUUCCUGCUCUCCGCUUUCUCCUUUUCUUCUCUUUCCCCUCUCUUAACCCCCCCCUCCCCACUCUCACUUUCUCCUCUGCUAGUGUUUGUAUCUUCCUGUGCUUUUCUCUUCCUCUCUCCCUCUCUUCCUCCCCCCCCCCCCCCCUCCGUCCCCUUCGUCCUCUCCCUCCCGUUGCGCGAGAGCGAUGGGCAAAACCGAGCUGUAUUCGGUGUAUAAGACCUGCGUGGACUGUGUCUGCCUGUGCCUGUCUCAGCGGAGCACCGGCCGGACGCGGGCGUUGAGUGUGCAGGACGACGAAGAGGGGCACCUGGUCUAUCGGAGUGGGGACGUCCUGCAAGAGAGAUAUGAGAUUGUCGGCACGUUGGGGGAGGGCACCUUCGGGAGGGUAGUGCAGUGUGUGGACCACCGCAGGGGCGAAGCGCGCGUGGCCCUGAAGAUUAUUAAAAAUGUGGAGAAGUACAAGGAAGCAGCACGACUGGAGAUUAACGUUCUGGAGAGGAUCAACGAGAAAGACCCAGAGAACAAACAUCUGUGUGUGAAGAUGUACGACUGGUUCGACUACCACGGCCACAUGUGCCUCUCCUUCGAGCUGCUGGCCCUCAGCACCUUCGACUUCCUCAAGGAGAACAACUACCUGCCCUACUCCAUCAGCCAGGUCCGCCACAUGGCCUACCAGAUCUGCCAGGCCAUCAAGUUUCUCCACGACAACAAGCUGACCCACACCGACUUGAAACCAGAAAACAUCCUGUUUGUGAACUCCGACUUCACCAUGACGUACAAUGUGGAGAAGAAGCGAGAGGAGCGGACGGUUAAGAGCACGUCGGUACGGCUGGUGGAUUUCGGCAGCGCCACUUUCGACCACGAACACCACAGCACCAUCGUCUCCACGCGGCACUACCGCGCCCCAGAGGUGCUGCUGGAGCUGGGCUGGAGCCAGCCCUGUGACGUGUGGAGCAUCGGCUGCAUCCUGUUUGAGUAUUACCUGGGCUUCACCUUGUUUCAGACGCAUGAAAACAGAGAACACCUGGCCAUGAUGGAGAGAAUACAGGGGCCCAUCCCCUCUAGAAUGAUCCGGAAGACCAGGAAACAGAAGUACUUCUAUCGCGGCCGGCUGGAUUGGGACGAGAACUCCUCUGCGGGCCGAUAUGUGAGGGAGAACUGCAAGGCUCUGCGGCGCUACCUGCUGUCGGAGGCCGAGGAGCACCACCAGCUGUUCGACCUGAUCGAGAGCAUGCUGGAGUACGAGCCUUCCAAGCGCAUCACCCCCACCGCCGCCCUGCGCCACCCCUUCUUCUGCCCCCUGCGCGACGGGGGCGACCCCGGGGGCAGCAAGAGCUGGGAGGGCAACCGCGACAUCAGCCGGUGACCGGGGGGCCGGGGGGGGGAAGGCCAGCGCCGGGGCUCCCCUGCUCUCCCACUCCCUCCCCCCUGAAGCGCACAGCGUGUGCUGACUGGAACGGCUCAGGCAUGGGGGCGUGGCCACAGCCUCAGACUCUGGGGCUCAUUGGAGGGCGGCUACCAGAGAACGAUGACUUGACAGCGACACCAGCCAAUCCAAGUUAACCUGAGAAUUGACCUUGGUGGGUGUUGGAAGGGGAAGGGGAUGUGGGAAGCCCUCCUAAAAUCUCUCCGCUUCAAUUUUCUGAGAGGCUCAAACUGAACUCUGCUGAUUGGAAGAGAGAUUGGGAAUACGAGAGCCCUCCGAUGACACGGACAGGUGUCUGGCUGUCUUUUAGGGGCUCUGACGCGUAAUGAGCCUUUGCCUGAUCCUGAUUGGACAGGGCGGGUCUCGUGACAUCACCAGCCGACAGUCACUCAGCGCAGUUGCGGGUCGGUGCCUCAGUGAGCCGCUGGAUCUCAGCCGGGCCGACGGCCCUGUUUCCCUCUGAUACUGACCUGGGCUCCUUAAUGGUAACUGACUGCCGCUCCUUGUUCCUCAGUGGCAUUAACUUUUACAUGGUUUUUCAUCGCUCUGUUGGCAGCAAGUGUCGUCACACACACACACACACACACGCACAGAGUACACUUUCCUUGUUGCAAAGAAUGCUGCCUGUCUGUCAUGAAUUGAAGCACACAGUCUGACCUACUGCAGAUAUGCCCUCUAUGCCGCAGACACACAGCCUAGCCGUUUACAGUAUUUAUUGAUACAACUGAGCAUCUGUUUUUGUUUUGUUUUUUUUGUAUGAAAUGAACUUUGUAUAAACUGUAUAUAUGUACAAUUCUAUAAUAAACGUAAGCUCAUA